Ceraceosorus guamensis is the source of this 1505-nucleotide messenger RNA. RefSeq lists its product as hypothetical. The record is from RefSeq and is a predicted model, not a curated record. The transcript has 2 exons. NCBI's taxonomy places the organism in Eukaryota, Fungi, Basidiomycota, Exobasidiomycetes, Ceraceosorales, Ceraceosoraceae. The coding region runs from base 362 to 1150 and encodes 262 amino acids.
AAGCACUCGAUCCGAGGCGUGUGAGUUGAUUCAGCAGCCUUGUUCAAUUGCCAUCGCGAUGGGCUCACGACCGCACCCACGCUGCGCUGCCUUUGAUGGCGCGCACGAUAGGCUCAAGGUACCGUUUCUCGUCUGCAGCACCAGCGAGCACACCGAGCCCAUACGCUCAAUGACACACCCUUCCAUCGCAAGCCCAAACACCAUUCCUCAUAUACCUUCGGAUUGGAAAGCCUAUACCAGUGGCGUCCGUGAUAUCAACAAGCGACUCAUCACGAAAGCCACGUUGGAAGUCAUUCUGCUCAUGCCCCCGCCUGUGUACGUGACGCCUUGCACGCAAGUGCCAUUCUUCCUGCACUUUAAGAUGCACGCCAAGAACGAGUCCGACUUUGACCCAGUCAAGACGCGAAUGCCUCUCAUACCCGGACAGCUUAGGCCUCCCAAAGAAGCCGAGCUGGAUGGCCCUGUGCGCUUCACCAUGCAGCGUCAUGUCCGCAUGAAGACGAAUGCGCUUUUGGGAUCAUACACUCACACCACCGAAGAGGAGACUCACAUUCCGGCGCGCUGGAUGGGAACUCGCGGGAAUGAAGACAUUCCUGGUUUCCAUUGGUCUCAACCCAAACGGAUAGAUGCCCCGAAAUACUUUUGGAAGAGCGAAGCCCUGAUUGGGGGCUAUCUGUUACCUCAAGUCAUCCCGGCCAUGUCGAGCAAUCAUCUCUCCUACAGCUACGCGCUUCGCUUGCGGGUGCCCAUCGCCGGAACUGGCAACGGUUGGGACAGGACGGUGUGCGGCUGGGGUGCAGUCGGUCUUCGCAAUUCAGACAUCGACGCUCUAGGGUCUCAUGCCUCUCAGGCAGUCUUGGGCGAGCGGGCUGCCGCGAAGCUUCCUGGUUUCGAGCUGCCGCACGAAGGGGGCUCUGGCCCGCCGUUCGAUGGUCCACCCGGCUUUCCGAUGGUCAAUGACUUGCCUUUGCCAGACGAAGCCAGUGGGUUACCGGCGUAUCAUCGGGUGCCCCAAGCGGGCGAGCAGACGGCCAUAGCACCCGCGAGGCGGUCAAAUGCAACGAGCAAUGUGGCCACUGGAUCAAUGCCAGUCGCAACCCCAGCAGCAGUACCGACUGCAUCUGAUGGCUACAACAAGCAGCCUUGGUAGGCCUCUAGGUCGAUCCGAAUCCCGCAGGCGCCCAGCUCAGACUCUGUCAACGUAGGGCGCUAGCUCCGUGCCCAAGAAGCUUGACGCAUUGACCCCUUUUUUCGCAAGACUGAAUGAAAAGCGUAUUAGCAAGCAGCUCUAUGGCGAUCACGGCAACGUGAAGCCAUACAAGUUUGACACGGCGGAGAAGGUCCGUUGCAGAACACCGCGUAUGCGAACAGCCCGACACGGAGGGUGCAAGCGGUCCAACUCAAAUCCACCGGUAAUUCUUGCAAGCGCUCCAUUCAAUUGUAUAUGACUCGUUGUCACAACAAGUUUUUGCUCGCACCAGAUACCACAAUCUAUGCCGAUUGCU